UCACUACAGUAUACAACACUGUUUUAUUCCACGUGACGGUAAUAUUUAACUUAUAACAAGCUUAUUUACGCUAUAAAAAUUAUUUAAUGAUGAACCAAUAAGAGAUUUAGUCCUAAAAACCUAACGAAAAGUGAUAUUUGAGCAUCCGGAACGGUCAAGUCAACACAGAUCCGGAUUCAGUCACCGAACACCGCCUGUCAUGUUUACAUUCUUGUCCCCGCAGACGACACACUAGUUGUUAUGGUCACCAGCCUAGGGAACAUGGGCCACACUGCAUUAACUGAGACGUGGAUCUGUAAAAGUUUGUUUCAUACAAUGUAGCCCUCUGUUGGCUCUAAGGAGAAUGAUGUGAGUCUGCAUUCAAGAGAUGAUGAUUACACAAGAGGAAGAUGAUUUGGAGGAGGAGUUACGUUGCCUCGAUAUCCGUGAGGACCACGGGGCAGAAGACAGCGAUGUCACACCAACAAACACUCCUCCAACUUCACUUCCCAUCCUCUACAUCAAGAAAUAUCCCCCACCCAAACCAAACUAUGAGGAGCACAAGGAUUUUGGAAGAUAUUCAAGAACGGAAGAAUAUGACAACAGAUCUGAAUCAUCUUUGUCAUGGGGCGAUGAUGAGUUUGAAGGAGAGGCCACAAGACAAGUCGGUGUUCUUUUUGAUCAACUGGACUUUCUCCUAUAUAAAGAAGAGACGACAUUUUCUCCCAUACCGUAUUCUUCAAAUUGUAGUGAAACUGGCAGUCUGUCAGCUGGCCAUGAGUUAGAUAUCUCUGUGGGGCCAGUUGAGGAUUCAGAGGAUUCAUCAUCAUCUGAUCUUAUUGAAAAUCUGACAAGAAUAACAGAUGCAGCAAGAACACAGGAGUAUCAAAGAGAUAUAUUUUUUGAUGUAGAAGGAGUAGAUCCAUCAGAUAUCUUGUAUAACAGUAAUCGAUUAUUAAAAUCCAGUCCAGGACUCAGCGUUGGCGAAGCUAAUGAACCUACACCAGAAUUACAAGAAGAAUGUUCAAGUUGGGUGCAUCAGUUCCCACAUUUCAGGGUGAGAGGACAUUGUCUAAAUUUGAAACUGUUAACUUUUCUUGAGGAGCUUGUAGCUGAGGACAGUCUUGUCCGGGAAAAUUAUGAAGAGAAGGAAGAGGAGGUAAUUGCCCACGAUGGUGACUUUCACCACUUGUUACCUUUAGUUACAUUUUCAAGUGCCAAUCAAACCAGACGAUCUUUUAGUGACGACCCAAAGAGGGAAACCUGCAGCAGUAGAGUGUGUAGUGGAUCUAAUGACCCUGAAGUGUUAAAAGAGCAAAUAUUGAUAAUGCUUUUUGAAAAGCUGUGGUCAUCUGUGACAGAGACAAUUGAGCCACUUCUACACCAAUAUGCCAAAUAUAUAAUAGAACAAUCAGUGCAAUACUUGUCUCUAUCCAGGGAGCCUAGUACUCGAGGGUCAAGGGUAGGGUCUCACACACCCAUAAGGAAAAUAAGUGAAGAAGUGAUAAGGUCAAACAUAAAGUUUCCAAAGCCUUAUUAUGGUGUUUACAGACCAGUUAGUGGUGAGAGCAAUAGAAAAUAUGAAACAAAAAGACCAUCAAGUGGCAUCAAGAGACCGUCCAGUGCCGUCAACAGGCUACAAAACACUCAGUCUGCACCAGGCAUCCACCAAAAAGAAUUACAAGAUUUAUUGCAAAUAUCUUCCAAACCUUUACAAAACUGUGAAGAUAGAGUGAGACUUCGAACGUCAUCAGCCUCAACAACCAGAGAAUCUUCAGCUAAGUCACAAAUAUCUCUCCCAUCUCUGGCUACUCCAAGAACUCCUGUGCAUAGGCCAGUGUCAUCAAAAUCCUCCAAUCAUCUUCUUACUCCUGUGAGAGUGGACGGCCUCACCAACUGUGGAGAACAACGACCUGCAACUACCUCUUCUUAUAAUGCUCGUGCCAGAUUCCAAGAAAAGUUUCAACAUAUGAGUCGACAAGGGACUAUUCAGGAGUCUUGGGGAGAUAACUCAGGGUUGGAUAUUGAGGAGGAUGCUCUGGAGGUUGCAAAUUCUGCAUGGUCAAGACACAUACCCUUUCUCCCACCUAUCGCUGAUGGUGGUGAUAUUUCUAAUAAAGGAAAUGUUGGGAAACAGCCAUUGAGACUUAAUUCCACAUCACGGAGGAGAGAUUCAUCUACUGAGAGACCACUCAACAGUGUUCAAGAUUCUCAGCAGCCAGAGUCCCCGCUCAUGACAGGGGAAGAUCUCUCGUUAUCCACUCUUAGCGUUAAAGGCACCACCCUGUCGGCUGCACACCGCCCUCAUGCUUACACCAGACCUAAAAAUCACAUAUGGGCCUCAGGAAUGCGGCCAGUUGAACCAUUCUUGUCAUGGGUAGUGCAACAUGUUGACAGAGAAGCUCGCUCAGUAGGGCAAGAUGAAGACCUGCCCGUCAAGAAUGCUUUUGUAAAUGAGGAAAACAAAAACUUGUGUAUGAGGCGGACUAAACAUUUUAGAAGGUACUUCCAUCACUGAGGUCGGAGGAGGCCAGAAACUAAUGCGCCCUCAUCAGAAAUGAAAAUGUAGUUGAUGAAGCCAUUACGAUAUUUGUACUGGAUAUGUGGUUCCUAAGAUGAGUGUCUGUGAGUGCAUUAAUAUAAGCCUUGUCAUAAUGGUGGCAUUUAUGUGAUAUACAUUAACAUAGGCAUAGUCACAUUAAUAUAGGCCUACCAUAGUCAUUAUGGUGGCAUUUAUAUAUCAAGAAGACUAUAAGCAAGAAUUUACAUGAGCAAGAGAUGGGUGAAUCAAUGACACUAGAAUAAGUCAAGUGUGAUGAGCAAGUGUUGGCGUUCAGAAAGCCAUUGACAAUAAAUUAAAGUAAUUCAUUUCGUGCGUAUACGUGUAUAUUUUUUCAUAGCUAGGAGAGUAAAGCAUUUCUGUCUUUAAACUCUUAGACUUUUCUAAUGAUGUUCUACUUAAGAUAAGGACUGUAAGAGCUGAACAUUAUCCAUCUGCUGAACUAUAGAAACUCAGUUGGCUUUUGAACAAGUGUGGUGAAUAAUUGUGCAUGAAAUGAAUAUAAUUCGUGAUUUGGGUAAGUCACUCGUAAGAAACCAUAUUGACUUAUCUUCAUAGGCCUAAUUGUGUAUAACAGGACACCACGAGUAUUGCCUCUUAGUAAUCAAAAUAUAACAGUAAAGAGACUGUCCUGGAACAAAUAUAAAUAACUGCUGGAAAUAUAAGACAACUAGUGACUGCUUCUGGAAUGUGGAAUUAUAACUUCAUUAUUAGGAAUUGAUUGUAACAAAUCCUAUUAAUUGAUUACUGGGUAUUUACCCCGAAAAAAAUCAUUUUAAGCAUGAAAAGAAUCACUAAGUGUAAAGUGGGUUGGGAUAUGCAGUACAAUACUUAUAAAUUCCUAGGGCUGUAAAAUAAUAUAGCAGCCUGUUUUGUCCUGUGCCUGUAUAGAGUCAAGUCAGUAGAGUUUUCUAGUUCUCUACUGGCAUGGAAAUAAUAUCUGUAGCCAUUAAGGAAAGACUUCAUUUCAGCAAAUAACCAAAAUAUUUAUUAUUACAGUUAGGAUGUAAAUGAAACACAAUUUUUUGUACUAUAAGCAUUUCUCAUAUAUCUUUAGUAUACAGUAUAGUAGUUGCUGAGCUCAUCUUAUUCAUUGAAUUUAUUUUUUAUUUGUGGUAUACUUAAGGUUUUCAUGUAUUGAACCAGAGGGACCUUACAAGGGACGUUAUAGUUAUCUGUCCAAUUAGAAAUCAGAUUUGGUUUUCUUGGGUGGAUUGAAUAAUCUCCUUUGUAGUUUACAGGAUAUCAGAGGGUGACCCAUGAAGUAUAUCAGUACACUGAACACCUGUGACAGUGCCAUCCACAUUAGAGGGUAUGAUAGUUCAUCGGUAGGAAACAAUUUCUUAGUGAGAAUGCUAUUGUUUUGAAACAGCUCCUUACUUAGUUACAUCAAAUAUCAUAUAAGAUAUCCAGUGGUGCUAUGGCUACCUUUAAUGGUGAAUGAGGUAUCUCAGCCAGGAGUGAAGAAUUCUCACCAAACAACUUAUCUCAAAGUACCUUUUAACUGUAAUUGUAGUUACAAUAUUCAGGAGUCCCUCCUCAUUCCCUGCAACUCAGAUGAAAGAGCAACACUAAAACCAGUGUUCAGGAAAUCCCUAGAUCAAAGUAAAGGACAUAGAGACUGAAAAUCAGCCAACAUCACCCUAAUAUUCAAGAAAGGUAGGAGUGGUACAGAGAACUACAAUCAGCUUGAUAACAAUAUGUAUGUGCAAAUUCUUGGAAAACCUGACAGCAUAAUUUUGUUCACACUCCUAGAUAUGGUAAUAGACUACCUGGCCCAAGGUUUACUAUGCAUCACUGGAUACCUUAAAAGACUAGGUGUAUUUGGGUGAGGAGCUGUUUACAGUACAGUAUAUAAUUGCUUUGUUUCCCUGUAUGAGGCUUUCUGUUCAUUAACUAUCCUACGUCUGUGUGGUGAUAUAACUCAUAGGUCACCCUCUAAAACCCUCAGCUAUAAAAGUGUACAGUAUUUCAAAAUUCAAUCCUCUUAUUUAUUUAUUUUUUAAUUUGAGAAUGGAAACAAUCUCAAUCAUGAUUUUUUUGUUUCUCUUUUUUUUUUUUACUGCAAUUGAUAUUGGGUCUUGGUUUGCAAUACAUGGACUUUUUUUUUUUAAGCUGAGGAUGGAGCCAAGUGAGACCAAUAUAGUUUACUUCAGAAAUUUUUCUGUAAACCUGUUGAAUCUGUCUAUGAAUACCUUGGCACAGUCAAAUGUAUUCAACUUCAAAAUAUGAAGGCAGCAACUGAUUAGGGAUCUGUAGCUAUUUUAGGUCAUUGACCAGUAUGUUAAGAGUGUGUACAGGUUGUACCUCUCUAGUCCAGCAUUCUGUGGUCCGGAACGAUUUUAGUUUGUCCAAUAGGUAGAUAGGCAGCUUG
Messenger RNA from Homarus americanus (American lobster), 4913 nucleotides. RefSeq lists its product as uncharacterized. The record is from RefSeq and is a predicted model, not a curated record. The transcript is spliced from 10 exons. Lineage: Eukaryota; Metazoa; Arthropoda; Malacostraca; Decapoda; Nephropidae. The coding region runs from base 368 to 2497 and encodes 709 amino acids.